AGAAAAAAUCAAAGAUGGAAACAUAUUGUCAUUUCCUCCCUAACAAAUUAGUCAAGUCUAUGACAUGUAGUCUAGUUAGAGAAAGAGAAACACUUCACUCAUCUACAUACAUACUAUAUCUCUCUUAUUUAAUUUCUCCAAAUUCCAAUUCAAAAGUCCGGCCAUAUCAUCAUCAUCUUCUUCUUCUCCAAAUUAUAAAGAGGAUUUGCAGAGCUGAGGAAUUAGAAAGAAAAGUGGUAUAAUGGAGAUGACUUCAAUGGCUCCUCAUCAUCAUCAUCAUUAUCAAGAAUCUCCCAUGAACAACUCCUUAUCAUCAUCAUCAUCAUCACCAAAUAGCAAUGGGAGUAGCAUUGUUAGCACUAGUACAAUUAGCAAUAACAAUGGUACUCUAACCCCACCUUUGACUCCCAAAACCCUCUCCAGAUCUGAAGCUAAUAACCCUUACCCGACAACCUUUGUCCAGGCUGACACUGGCACAUUCAAGCAGGUUGUCCAGAUGCUCACGGGCUCAUCGGAAACUGCUAAGAAUAUUGCCUCUAAACCCUCCAGUAGUUCAGAUCCGUCUCCGCCGCCGCCGUCCUCCUCCGCCGCCAAGCCCUUCUGCGGCGGCAUACCUCCCAAGAAAGAAGGGUUCAAGCUGUACAAGAGAAGGAACAGCCUCAAGAAUAAUAAUGAGUUAAUGAUCAGCCCUUUGAUUCCCGGCGGCUCAUCAGCAGGGUUCUCGCCGAGGAAGCCGGAGAUUCUGUCGCCGAGCAUUCUUGACUUCCCGUCGCUCGUUCUCAGCCCGGUCACGCCGUUGACCAAAGACCCGUUGUCCUCCUCAUCGGAAGAGGAGAAAGCCAUAGCGGAGAAAAAGUUUUACUUGCACCCAUCUCCCAGGGCUAACGCCGCCACAACUCCGCCCGGAGACGCUCACCCACCUCAGCUCUUACCUCUCUUUCCGGUCACUUCGCCCGGACCCGACUAACCGCCUCCUCCUCUCAUCUUGUGGAUUCUUAAUUACUGUAUUGCCAUCAUCAUCAAUUCAUCUACCAAAAAAUCUUGUAUAAUUUUAUUUCUAUUCUUCCUUAGCUUGUGCCCAUGGCUUCAAACAAUAAGAUUACAACUUCAUCUA
Molecule: messenger RNA, 1114 nt
Organism: Ipomoea nil (Japanese morning glory)
Lineage: Eukaryota; Viridiplantae; Streptophyta; Magnoliopsida; Solanales; Convolvulaceae
Product: VQ motif-containing protein 4-like
Exons: 2
Coding region: 242-967 (241 amino acids)
Source: RefSeq, a predicted model, not a curated record